Messenger RNA from Dreissena polymorpha, 2329 nucleotides. RefSeq names its product baculoviral IAP repeat-containing protein 7-like. The coding region runs from base 168 to 1508 and encodes 446 amino acids. Lineage: Eukaryota; Metazoa; Mollusca; Bivalvia; Myida; Dreissenidae. The record is from RefSeq and is a predicted model, not a curated record. Gene Ontology annotation, cellular component: nucleus; cytoplasm. The transcript has 11 exons.
GUUUAUUCAGAUCUUUGUAAACUUAAGCUUUUAGCGUGAGAAAUCAUAACAAAUGUAAACAGCUUCCACCACUUUAAAUAUAACCUUUUCCGCAGUUAACAACUCGACGAUAACGUUUCAAAAGACACGGAGUCACCAAUAUGGAGUAGAUCGCAUGCGCCUUUUCCAUGAAGAACGAAAACGGGUCGUCAAUAGAGGUCGGAAAUUUCACUGAUGUACAAGAUGAAUCGAAAUUCCCUGUUCAAGUCAGUGAUGACCGAGAGAAUGAAACCCCUAAGUUUACGGAAUACAAUGACCGUGGUAGAACAACGCAGACAGAAACAGCAGGACUCGAACAUAGAAAUAACCUGAUAUGGAAGAUCGCCAAAUAUCCAGAUUUCGAGCAUUUUAAAAACAGAUUGGAAUCAUACCGUGGAUGGCCGUUGGUAGAACCAAGCCCGAGUAAACUAUGCGAAGCUGGAUUCUUUUACACGGGUCACAGCUUCGACCUUGUACGAUGUUUCGACUGCGGUAUCGGCCUGAAAGACUUCUCUGACAUGGACAAUCCACUGCUCGAGCACGCGAAACAUUCGUCGAACUGUCCCUACAUACUUGACCUCUUUGGAAGUCGGGAAGCGUUAGAAACAUAUAAGCAAAGAUUCGUACAUCAGGAUCCUGAAGAUAUCAGACGAAGACAACGCGACCUGUACGAACGACAACAAGUUAGAGGUCACACCGUUACAAACUACAGAGCCAAACACGAGCGGUUCCGCGAGCUGUCUGCUCGACUGAAUACAUUCACAUACUGGCCCUUACAUUUAUACCAGAGACCAGAACAGUUGGCAGGUGCAGGAAUGUACUACACAGGUGUUGAUGACCAUUGCCGCUGUUUUGCCUGUGACGGCGGGUUGAGAAAAUGGGAACCAGGAGAUGAUCCUUGGAUAGAACACUGUCGAUGGUUUCCGGCUUGUCCUUAUGCCAGAGACAUUAAGGGCGAAGAAUUUAUCAACCUAAUCCAACUUUCUGCUGACCAGGCCCUGAGGGAACAUGGAUCAUAUCAUCAUGAUGACGUGAGCGUGGCGAUGGCUGCUUCCACGACUGAAAACGUUAAUGUUGAACGCAUAGUCAGACAAAAUCGCGAACUGCUAAUAUUGGGCAUGGGUUUCCCAAUUGACGAUGUAAAAGUCGCAGUUCUGGAACUGGUACAACAAGCCACUAAUGAGCCAAAUGUUGAUGAUAUCAUAACUCGUCUUGAGGUAAUGAAUGAGAGAAAGCUACUUGAAAACCAGAACGAGAAUACCCAAGAACCACCAGAUCCAGGAGGAAUACCCUCGGCAGGAGAGUUAUUGGAACAAAAUCAACGAUUAAAGAGCAUGCUUCUUUGCCAUUUAUGCCAUAACAACCACGUGAACGCAUUGUUUCUACCCUGCACACAUCACAAAUACUGCCUGGACUGCGCAAAACACAGCGAUAUAUGUCCAGACUGUGGCAGACCGAUUGAGGAAAGGAUUCGCACAUAUAUGGGAUGAUCAAAUGAUUAAAGAGCAUGCUUCUUAGCAAUUCAUGCCACAUCAACCGAGUGAACGCAUGCACCCCAUGUACACAUCACAAGUACUGUUUGGACUGCGUACAACACAGUGAUAGAUGUCCAGACUGUAACAUACCGAUAAGGAAAAUAAUUCGCACAUAUGAGAUAUGAUUCUUGAUGUUUUGCUUUGAUGGCAUGAUCAUAUAUAAAUAUAUAUAUAUGCGGUUUCCUAUGACAAAAAAACACGAUUCAUUUUGGAAGCAUUUCGACUCAUACAAUUGGCAUAUUGUUAACAAGAAUGUAUGCUCUUAGAUUCCAAUAUGGUAUAAUUAGAAUGGAAUUCGAGUCUUAUGCACAAAACGUUUAUACCAGUUGUCAUCAUUAUUUGUUGUUUAUUUCAUUUAAUUAAAGCAGACAAAUAUACGCAUCAAAUGUAUGCAUGUACGUCCUUUUGAAAGUUUUUGCAUAUGUAUAUAUGCGCGCAUUAAGGUAAAAGGUUAAAGUCAUUUUAUAAUGGGUGUGUUAUUUGUUGUGACCAGUUACUGUUAACAUGUAAACAUCAUCUGAAUUCACUGUAAGUUGUUUUAUCACAUGCACUCUCGUUUUCUUACCAUGCAUGAUAGCGAUAUAUUAUGCAACAUAAUUGUAUAUUUCCAAAUUCAUAGUUUUGAUUUCUGCGUGGGGUGUCAAUUGUUCUUACUCUGUUUCGUUAAUUUGUUUUUAUGAAACGAUCGUAUUCUGUAUUACCGCAUGUUUAAUAUUAUUCAUACACAUGUGCUUGUAUAUCGUAGUGCAUUAACUAUUUUAAGCAGUAAUUAAAAU